GUUCUGAACCUUGAUUAUUAUUUUCAGACUGUAAAGGUUGAGGAGUGAACAGAUUUAAUUCAAAAGCACUCACAGAUUGCAUCAACUGCUGUUGUGGUCUACUAUCAUCCUUACCGUCAAACCUUUUAGACAUACUAGCUAAAGGAGGUUUCGGUAUAUUUGAUAACGGAUUUGAUUCAUUUGCAGAUAGUAAAGGAGCAUCAGCAAUGUAUUUAGCUGCCGUACCUCUAUUAGCAAUUUUAGGUGGAGACCUCUUAACUAUAACGCUUGUUGAACGUGGAAUCAUUUCAUUAUCAUCAUGAUAUUCUUAAAAACGUUGAGAUAGAAUAAAGAGGUGGCUAUCAACGAACCUUCUUGUCCGGGUGUAUCCCUUAAUAAAACCAGAUCAAAAUCGUUUCCUUUAUUUAUUGCCAUACGAUUAGAUAGUAGAAUUUCUCUCUUUAAAUCGAAGACAGAUAAAGAAGUACCAUCAAUGUUAACUCUCGAUGAGUUCUUUGAAGAUUUAAAUUUAUAAUAAAUUGAACCCAUCUUGACGUUAGAAGAUCAAGAAGGAACUCUUUUGAGAAUUAACGACGAUGAAGCAAUUCAAUGUUUUAUUAAUAUUAUUAAUUUUAAUAGAGUUCACUCAAUGUUUACACUUUUAUAUGGAAAGUAAUGACCGUAGAUGCUUUUUAGAGGAAGUGCCAGCUGAUACCUUAGUUAGUGGUAAAUAUAAAGCAGAAGAGUAUGAUCAAGAUAAGAGGGAAUGGGUUACUGCUAAUAGCCUUGGUGUUCUGAUUCAAGUUGAAGAAACAGAGGAGAAACAUCCUGUUGUCAAUAGUAAAGGACCUUCAAUUGGAUCAUUCACUUUUACUAGUCAUUUAGCCGGUGAUCAUACUGUUUGUUUAUCCACCAAUAGUUCAAACGUUAGUUGGUAUAAAGGCAAACCAACUUUAAGGAUUCACUUAGAUAUAGCGAUAGGUGCCGUUAAGCAUGACGAAUCAGCAGAUUUAAAUCAUUUACAGACAUUAACAAAUAGGGUUAGAGAUUUGAAUGCAAAGUUAAACGAUGUACGUAAAGAGCAAGAAUUUCAAAGGGAAAGGGAGGUAGAAUUCAGAGACAUAAGCGAUUCAACAAAUAAAAGAACAAUAACAUGGUCAAUUAUACAAAUGAUUGUAGUAGCGGCUGCCUGUUAUUGGCAGUCAAGUCAUUUGAGAAACUUUUUCAAUGAAAAGAAGUUAAGAUAAGAAAUGUAUAAUAAAUAAAUAAGUUAAACUUUCUUUUUACCAAUAAUUUGAUCUUUAGAUUUCUUGUUUGAUGAAGAUUUUGACUUCUUUUGAGCUGGUUGAGGUGACUCAGUUGAUUGUUUAAGUGAAUCAUUAAUGUAAAUAGGUAAAGAAUCUGAUGAUGAUAAUUUAAUGUUAAUAGAUUUGAUGUUUUCCAAAGAAUCUAUGUUUUCUAUAAAGUAGUUGAUGCAAGAGUUCAAAUUUUCUAAUUGUUGUUCAUGAGACUGUUCGGUUGUGCUAAAUUUAAUAGACUGACAAACACCUUUUGAUGGAGUGAAAUGUAAACUAUUUAUUCUAGAUUCUAAAUGAGAUUUUAAGUUUUUAGAUUCCAAAUCAACAGGAAUUGGUUUAUUUGAGUUGUUGAAAGCGUGUUUACCAAUGAAUCUAGGUAAUAAGUGUAAAACUCUUUGGUCAACUAAUAAUUUAUGUUGACUGAAUAGAUUCCUUUGAGAUUCGAAUGAUUUAAAUUCGCCUUUUAAUUGCUUUAAAUCAACGACUUCAGAUAUGAACUUGAUUUUGUUACUAUCGAGUAAAUCAACUGAAGUCUUUUUAGGAUCUUUAACGAUAAGUAAUAAGUCAUCACUUCUUGGGUCGAUUAAAGAGUUUUUUAUUGGAAUACUAACUGGUUUGUUAUUAGAAUGAGAUUUCAUCUUAUUUAAAGUGACUAUUAAAUAUAAGUUAUCAACAUUAUCAAUUAAAUUUUUAUCAUUAUUUAUGAAAUUAUUUAAAGUUUUUAUUGAUUUUUGAAUUAAUUCUUGAUUCAUUUGGUAGUUGAAGUUUGAGAAGUUUGAUCUUUAUGCUUUUUUAUAAAUUCUAUUAAGUUAAAAUUUGUUUCUAUCGAAUUAUCAUUCUUAAAUAAAUCCAUUAAUUGAUUGUCAUUAUCGUUAAGGUCAUUGUUAUUACUAUAAUUCUUCUUAUCUGAUAAAUUAUUAUUCAGAAUAUUUGAUAAUCUGGAUGAUUGUAUAUCAUUGUUUAACAAUAAACUAUUGUUUAAUAAUAAUAUUUCACUUUCUAACCUUGUGUCAUUGAUGUCUUUACUUAAAUAACUAAUCGAAGGUGACAACUUUAUAUGUUUAUUAUUGUAAUUUAUUAUUAAAUCAUUAUUAUUAAAGUCUAAUUCAAAGCCUUCAAGUAUAUUUAAUAGAAUUUCAUCAUAAUAAUGCUUAUUUAUAUAAUUUAUAAUAUAAUUAAACUUUAUAUUAUUAUGAUUGAUAAUUAGCUUUUUAUCAUUUUUAGUUAAAAUUAAUUUAUUGUUCUUGUUAAUUAUCUCCAUUUCUCACUCUUAGACUCUUUCACUCUCUCUCUUCCAACCAAAUGGACGACAGAGAACAAAAUAAUCAAUUAUCUACAACGCCAAUUUCAAUAAAAUCUUUAUCAAAUAAUAAUUUAUUAUCAACGCCUCCAACACCGUCUUCAGCUAAUAAUUCAUU
Wallemia mellicola CBS 633.66 is the source of this 2695-nucleotide messenger RNA. RefSeq lists its product as hypothetical. The coding region runs from base 576 to 1226 and encodes 216 amino acids. Gene Ontology annotation, cellular component: Golgi apparatus; endoplasmic reticulum-Golgi intermediate compartment; COPII-coated ER to Golgi transport vesicle. Lineage: Eukaryota; Fungi; Basidiomycota; Wallemiomycetes; Wallemiales; Wallemiaceae. The record is from RefSeq and is a predicted model, not a curated record. Gene Ontology annotation, biological process: Golgi organization; endoplasmic reticulum to Golgi vesicle-mediated transport; intracellular protein transport. The transcript is spliced from 2 exons.